AGGUGGUGUUUAUGCUUGUUCUCAUCAUGGUGGUGUUUUUUGUCUGCUGGUUUCCACUCCAAUUCUCCGUCUUAUAUGAUACAUACAGACCAAAUCAAAAUACAUCGUUGGCUACAUGGUACAAGGAUUUCACGUUUUUCGCAAAACUCCUCGCCUUCUCUAACAGUGCUAUGAACCCAAUCAUCUACGCAGGAUUCAAUAACAACUUUCGAAAAGGGUUUAAAAUCAUGUUCGGGUGUUACAAGAAACAGCGUUACACAACUUUGUCCAAGAUGGACGACUCCAGCCAUAGUGCCACAGGGCUAACCAUGACAAACACAGCAACACAUUGUACCCGGAUGUAGGCCAUUGACAAACACAGCAACGCAUUGUGCCCGGAUGUAGGCCACGACAAACACAGCAACACAUUUUACCCGGAUGUAGGCAAU
Molecule: messenger RNA, 428 nt
Organism: Mizuhopecten yessoensis (Yesso scallop)
Lineage: Eukaryota; Metazoa; Mollusca; Bivalvia; Pectinida; Pectinidae
Product: phe13-bombesin receptor-like
Exons: 3
Coding region: 12-344 (110 amino acids)
Biological process (GO): neuropeptide signaling pathway
Cellular component (GO): membrane
Molecular function (GO): neuropeptide receptor activity
Source: RefSeq, a predicted model, not a curated record